UCGUAAUGUCAAUCUCUGGCUUUGCUCCUGUUUGGUGGCACAGUGGCAACAGGUGACAGGCAGUGCAUUGGCAACAACGAAGCCUUCUUCUGCUCAUGUGCGCCUGGUCCGCAUUGCUUUUUAAGGCAAAGAGCAACUGCUGAGAGACAACGAGUUCGUUGCCUAAGUCUUUUGUUUUUCCACCUCUCCGCGCUGCGUGCCGUUUCUUUCUUGAGCUUUCCAAGAACAGUCGGUGGCAAAACACUUUCGUUUGCGCUUCCACUGCGGCUUAAAUGAGUGGCAGCAAUCUUGGCCACUUGCUGGCCAAUUCAUGUGGCUCGUUGGUCGCGUGCUAAGCCUGGUCCAGGCCAUCAGCGCAAACAAGUUUUCUGCGCCGGCAGCGGUGCAGACGAAGACGCUCGAAAAAUCCGACCACUUUCUUUGCGGUGCGCAUUUCCAAUGGGACGACGCUACGUGGGCUUCCAGUGGAUGGAUCGUCAGCUAGUGGCCCAGCACAUGGUUUUUGUCCGGACUCUACUGCCGACUCCGAGUCAGUUGUCUUCGCGACUUGAACAAGUGCAGACGUCGCCGUAUCUGGCUCCGAGUACAUACCAUACAUACAUAUAUCAGAAAUUCUGUGCGUGCAAUUGCUACUGAAGAAAGCGCUGCGGCGGACGCUGACAUGAAGUUAAUUGAUGUGAUUAUAUACUUAAUUGUCAUUUUGAUCUUCAUCUACUUGCUGCUUGAGGCUUAGAAGCAGCCAAAGGUCAGUCAACUAUUGCCCAGAGCUUUCUACAACAACGGCAACAACAUCAUCCUCAACAUCUUUCGACAAACCGACGAAAAUCUCUACAAACCCAAACCAAGAUGAGGCCUUUCAUUCUCCUUGCGCUCCUCUUGACGAUGGCCAAUUGUGAGCCGCAGUCGCCGCAUAGUGGCAGGCAGCGUCCCCUCGUCUAUGGCAAUUGGCCGCCAAAAAGCGCCAACCAGUUGUCCCGUCCUGCGGCUGGAGCGGGUUCAGGAGGUGCCCCUGGAAAGCAGCGCACACUGGUCGUCCAGAUACGCAGCGAUCAGCCCGUGCCACUAGUCCUCAAGGGUCGUCCUGGUCACGCACACACACAUGCGGCCCACCAGCACUUGGCCCACGCACAUGCAGUCCAUCCACAUGUCUUGCAGCACCCCCAUUCGCACGCCCACCUGCAUGGUCAUCCUCACCUCCUGCACGUGCCACAGCAUCAGCACCAGCAUCAGCAUCUUCGAGGACCUCGACCUAUCAAAAUAAGCGCUCCCGUCUACCUGAAGCCCGCCAGUGCAGUGCGCAAGCCCCUCAAGAUCAAGCUGAACAAUUCGAAGCCUAAGACGAAGCCAACCUUCGGAUACGACAAGCCUUUUAAGUUUGAAAAACCCACUGCUGUGUCCUACAGCGAGCUGCAGAAUUUGCCGCUGGACACGCACAACAACUUCAACACUGAGCACUUUGCACCCAUUUACACGGUACCCGCACCGAAUCUGGCCGUGCACGACAAUCACUUGGAGCUGGACGAUGGCCAUUUUGCCACCGCUUACCUUCCCCCACAGCACACUUCCCAGUCCCCGCCCACAUCCGCAUCCGCACGCCCACAGACAUACUUGGCACCGGGUUACAAUGUGCAUGAGGAUGAAACAAAUGACCAAACAAUCCGCGAUCCCAUUUCGGGCUCGCAGAAACUCUUUGCCCCAGAUCCAGAUCCCUCGCUGCCCACCUCAAAGAUUCGCCCCGCCACUGAGUCCUUCAAUACCCCGAGCAACAACAAGCCUCUGCCAUCUGAUGUCCAGAACAAUCAUCUGCCCGCCCAGCCACUGGUGCAGAUUGUGGGCGCCCAGGCAGCCGCUCAAACGGCCCCGGAGAUCUACCCCAUCCAGUACGCCCAGCAGACCCAGCAGUUGCAACCGUUCCUAGCCGCCUCCAUUUCCGCCGCCCACAUUCCCAUCUACAAUCCCACCUAUCUGGUGACCCAGUCGAAUCAGCUGUACUCCCAGCACAAGCAACAGCUCUUCAAGCCCAGCGCGGAGCAUGUUCUCGAGACUGGCUAUGUGAACGCGGAUCUGACUCAAGAGGUGGCCAGCAAUGGACAGAUUCUGCAGGCAGCCAAGGACCCGCAUCACAAUAUUCAUCCCGUGCUGGACUCGGCGCCGCAAUACGCAGCUCUGAUUGCUGCCCCGGCUCUGGGUGAGCCUGUGGAAAGCGCCUACGAGACGGCUUCCUUCCAUUUGCCUAAUGUGGCCUCGGCGGUGGCUUCCACGGCUCCGGAGGGAGGCUUUGUGGUGUCCAACUACUACGGCCAUUCGCACGAUUCCUCGCAAUUGCUCCAGGCCUAUGCAGAGGAGGAGGCCCGCCGUCAGCAACUGGAGACCGAGCACGCAGCCCUGGAGUUGCAAAAGCAGCAGCAAUAUCACCUCGAUGAGCUCAAGGCGCAAGCGCUGGAACAGCAGCAGCAACAGCAGUUUCAUCUGGAGGAACUGAGGGCCCAUGCUCAGCGGCAGCAGGAGCAACAGCAGCAACAACAGCAGCAUCUGGAGGAGCUGAGGGCACAGGCUCAUGCCCAGCAGCAGCAACAGCAGCAUCUGGAGGAGCUGAGGGCACAAGCACAUGCCCAGCAUCAGCAGCAGCUGCAGUUCGAAGAGCUGAAAGCCCAGGCCGAGGAGCAGCACUUGCAGCACCAACAGCAGCAGCAACAUUUGCAGCUGUUGCAACUGCAGCAGCAACAUCAGCAGCUCCAACAGCCUGUCCAACAUCACCCGCAGCCCGCCCAGGACCCGGCUGCAACUGCGUUCGAGGAGCAUCAGCGACUAGUGCAGCAACAGCUGGGCAGCAACACGCCACUGCGCAUCUUUGUGCCAGACGAGGAGGCUGCGUCCGAAUCGCGCCUCCAAAAACGAUCGGAUGAUCUGAAGAAAGGCACGGUGGAGGAUGUGCACAAUCUGGGAACGACCGACAGCGAGGUAGAGUCAGCCAAAGAUUUAUUUGAGGUCUCCACCUCCGUAGAAGUUGCCGGCGAGCAUCACAAUGCCAGCAGUAUAUAGUUGUUUUUGUUGUUAUGGCAUAGUCUUCGACGCUGUUCCAAUAUUUAUUCUACACACUCAUUUGUAUAAAUGCAUUCAUAUAGCGAGCAGUCGGUAGUUAAAUAAAUAUAAUCAU
Molecule: messenger RNA, 3157 nt
Organism: Drosophila miranda
Lineage: Eukaryota; Metazoa; Arthropoda; Insecta; Diptera; Drosophilidae
Exons: 4
Coding region: 847-3042 (731 amino acids)
Source: RefSeq, a predicted model, not a curated record